UGUCAAAGUCAAAAAGUUUAAAUCACUGACUCAAGCAAAGCAAGCAAAUCCACAAAAAAGAACAAGAUCAUCUAUGGAACAAGAUAAACAAACGAAGCAAAGGCUAGCAAGUGCCUAGAUUUAUUUUAUUGCAAAAUUGAUAACCUACCGACUUAUCCUGGAACAAGGUAUAGUUACCUUUCAGCAUGGCUCUACCUGUGGCGCAACCAGCUGAAGUUCUUAGGGCAUGGCAGAAAGACGAUCUUUACGAAAAACAACUCGCAGAUUACAUAGCUCGACUUUUACCUUCACAUCACGCAGCCAAAUCCGUCCCCAUCUCGUCAAUUCUUUAUAAAUCCUUCACCACUCUAAAAGACCUUCAGACAUUGGGAGAAGAAUAUUCAGGAAUCGUACAAGUCAACGAUAGUUAUUACAAAUUACCUUCUUUCAGUAGUCGAUUACUCAGCAUAUUUUUAUCGGCAUUUGGUGAGAACUUUACUAGAAAAUUAUUAAGAAAUGCUGAGAAAAGUAUUGAGAAAAAUGGAUCACUACGCCCCGAAGCCCAAAAUGUGUUUUUAGUGUUACUAAAGGCCUUAACUUCCAUGAUACCACAAAUAAUAAGUAUUCACCGAGCACUAUGUUAUAUGAAUGGUGGUCCUAUCGAGAUUGGAAAAUCGAUGACUGGGAUUGACUAUGUCCAUGUAAGACCAGCUGCAGCAGCAUAUUAUGCUCACUUGAGGUUAUUAGGAGUUGUGACAUUAAUACACUCUUUCAUGUCUUGUGGUCAAAGUUUUUAUCAAGCCAAGAAAUAUAUGGAUCAGAUGAGGGAGAUUCCCAAUGAGGUAGAUAGCAGUAAAUCAUGUGUUGCUUGUUUAGAAGAGAUGACACAGCCUUGUGUUUUGCCAUGUGGUCAUAUAUUUUGUAUGCAAUGCUGUUAUGGAGCACUGGAAACUUGUGCAUUGUGUCGAUCACAAUUUAUGAAGAACAAUGUUGUGCCAUUAAUGAAUUAUUACCCUGGCGAGUUCAAGUAGUGUUUGGAAUAUAAGGGUAUGGGGCUUUACAUAAAGUAUGUAUCUUAUUUCAAAGAAAACUUAUUUUUGAAACCAAAGAUUAUUUUGUACAUAGGCAAAAAGGGAAUAAAAAACUAU
Plodia interpunctella (Indianmeal moth) is the source of this 1127-nucleotide messenger RNA. RefSeq names its product Peroxin 10 (gene Pex10). The transcript has a single exon. Gene Ontology annotation, molecular function: zinc ion binding. Gene Ontology annotation, biological process: protein import into peroxisome matrix. Lineage: Eukaryota; Metazoa; Arthropoda; Insecta; Lepidoptera; Pyralidae. The record is from RefSeq and is a predicted model, not a curated record. Gene Ontology annotation, cellular component: peroxisomal membrane. Bases 186 to 1010 code for a protein of 274 amino acids.